Messenger RNA from Chrysemys picta bellii (western painted turtle), 3468 nucleotides. NCBI's taxonomy places the organism in Eukaryota, Metazoa, Chordata, Testudines, Emydidae. The record is from RefSeq and is a predicted model, not a curated record.
GAGAAGGAAAUGACCCAAAGAACUGUCUCAAUAUCAGUCUUGCAACACCUCCCAUGAAUCGGAUACUAUGCAAUGAUAUUGUCGCGGCAGUACGACAGCUUCAGUCUCAAGCAUUUCAAUCAUCUCUGAGUCUCAGACCCCAAACCCUAACUUAAACGAGAUACCAGCCUUUUGCAAGGAGGAGUGGAUGUUGCACAUAUAUGGUGCUCUUAGCAUCCGACAGCAAUGCAUCCAUUUAUCCUCACAACACCUCUGUAAGCAUGUCAACAGAAGUAAUAAAGAAGAAGCAGAUGGCGUAAUACAUUUGGACCUUCAAAAAGCCUGUGACAAAGUCCCUCGCAAAAGACUCUUAAAGUAACUAAAGUGUCCAAGGUUUCAUUCCUGUCUAUUUCCAAGAAAAAAAGAUGGCUGCCACUCUAGGACUUAUUUCCCUGUUUAGUUGUGUCGUGUUAUUUCCUAUGUUGCAUGCUGUCAUUGUGUAUACAGAGUCGAAGUCAUCAUCCUCACCCAUUGCCAACUUGACGCUGAAUCCUGGAAAACUAAAGCUGACCUGGGACAGCAGUGUCACUGUUACUGAAUACAGGUGUUAUAUGCGUGUAGGCCACAGUUACAUCAGGGGAAACGUGUACAAUAAAACCUGCACGUUUAGCAGAGACAGUGCUUUGCCUAUACAUAAGGGGGCAUUAUUCCAAAUUCAAGCAAUGUACAACAACAUUUCAUAUUCAGCAGAAGCAAGAUUCAUUCCUCAAGGCAAGAUUGGAACAUCUGUUGAAAAUUUCUCCUGUGUGAUUUACAACAUUUCCUUCAUGAAUUGCGCUUGGAAGGCCGGCAGGAAUGCUCCGGAAGAUACCCAAUAUUUUCUUUUCUUUCAAUACUCAAAGGAAGAAGAUGAACAAGAAUGUCCACAUUACAUAAGAGAUGCACUUGGAAGACCUAUCGCAUGCAGUUUUCAAAAUGUGACAGACAUUAAAAAGGAAGUUUACUUCCUGGUGAAUGGGUCGAGCAACGAAUUGGAGAUUCAGUUUUAUGAUGAGUACAUCACACUAUAUGAAAUAGAAAUACUCACUCCUCCAUUAAAUAUCACAGUAAACUGUUCUGAAGACCGAGCAGAGUGUAUAGUGCGAUGGAAACGGCCCCAGCCAAGCCACAUGGAAGGAAAUGUAGAUCACUGCUUUGAGUAUCAAAUUGACAUUCGAAAUAAGAAUGCUAAUGCCAAUCCCAAGGAAAGCAGCAAUGAGUGUCCUACGGUAAGAGGAACAAGCUACACAUUUCAGAAUUACAACGUGAAAAAAAAGUACACCUUGCAAAUCAGAGCAAAGGGAGAUGCAUGUCUCGUAAGCCAGAAUUGGGGGGAAUGGAGUGAGCCCAUUGAGUUUGGUAACCCAGAUGAUGCAGUUCUUACGACUACGAUUGUUUUACUCCUCAUAGCAUUUGGAACAAUCCCAGUGGCACUGGUCAUAUUUUUUCUGUGCAAAAGAUACUGCAGUUUGAAAAAAAUGUUUUCUCCCGUUCCGCAACCAAAAAACAAAUUUCAUGAACUUUUCCAAAUAUCUGAUAAAAAUAUACAGGUAAGUUUUCUUUAUGUAAAAUUUGUUGAUUGUAAGGAUCUAUCACAGACUGGAAAGUCUGACACAAAAAGUCGAGGUUUGCAUUUCAAUUUAUAAACAUUAAGAGAGUUUGAUGUGAAUUCUUCUUUGCUGUUGUUCAGUGUUGUGUGCUGUUACACAAUUGUUCCAGCCCACUGGUUCUCCCAUUCUAAUGCUGAGUGACUAUUGAGACCGGUCAAUUACAGGUAAUUCUGACCAGUGUCACGUGACUAGGGCCAAAACAUAAAGAUAAUUCUUUUGCCAGCCCUGCUGUGUUGCUUCUUCAUACAGUCUUAACAUGCUUGAGUAAGGACUGCAGAACUCCCAUUCACAUUAAUUGGAGUUUUGCCUGAGUAAAAACUGUAAGAACCGAAGUGUUUCACCCUUCUACAAUCUAUUUGGGUUAAUAGAAAACUAGACAACAGAGAGAUGUUCACAGACUGAGAAUAACUUUAUUUUUCUUUACCAUGUCUGGGAGAAAAACAGAAGUUCAGUAUUCAAAUUACCUCCUUUACUUUUAUUCAGUUUGACAUGGUUAGUUGACAUUUAGCUCUUGACCAUCACGUCAAUAGUGUUGAAAUAAACAUGAUUGGCUUUUAGCUGGAAGAUAUUAAUGUAUUGUUUUCUCAAAACAUCUUUUACAUUGCAAAACAAUGUAAUGUUGAUUUUGCCUUUGAGGUAUCAUAAUACUGGUGUACCAAUGUUGUUUUCCUCUUAAUGAUAACUCUCUGAUAACCAAGAGGUGGGGUUAUAAAGAAAAAUUAAAGGGGAAAAAUGAAAUAAUUCCAUUAAAUAUCUUUAACCAUUAAAUGAAUAAACUGAAGUCUCAAGUGGUAAAUCUCUAGUUAAUCUCCUGAAUGAUACUAAGGCAGAUUUUUUCCCCUUCCUUCAAUAGAGGGAAUGGAUGGAUCUACCACCCACAAAAUAUGAAACGGAAGAAAUAACUACUGUUGAAGAAUUAAAUAACUUCUAAAAGCAAAAUGAAGCACUUGGAUUCCCCAACUCAAACAACUACAAAUCCUCAUGGCAAUUUUGUAUGUUUGCACACUCGCUCUCUUUCUCUCCCCUACAAAUGUUGCCUAACACUUACGUUAUAAGUCCCUUUUUUCAGUUUCUUAUAACUUUGUCAAAUUUGAAUCAUUUGAACAGAAGCUUUUCCAUGCUGCGUGUCUGCUUGAGGGUGAAUAUUCUUGGAGCGUUUAAAAAAAAAAACAUUUCAGUCAUUUGUUAGAACAACUUUAGGGGGAAAAAAUGUUAUUUUGCCCGUAUUAAAAGACCUCUUACAACCUUUUCAUUGACAAUCUCUAGUACCUCCCUGCUUUGAAAUCUGUGGAAAUUCAGCAGGGGUGUUGCUGUGGUGACAGGAAUGUGCUUUAUUCAUCCUUAAGAAUAUCAACCCAAAUUUGGCCAAGUUAUUAACCGUUGAAAAAUCAUGGUUCACACAUGCUAAGUAUAGACUUGUUAAAGAGUUUGGCAGCCAAACUUCUUUAGGUCCUCACAUCAGACUAUGUCUAAAUCUCGGUGAUUCUUUCUGCGUAACAUCUCUAAGAUACAUCUUUUUCUAUCCAUCCUCACAGCUAAAAUUCUAAUGCAGGCCCUCAUGAUCUUACGACUUGAUAAUUAUUUUUCUCUGGCAUUAAGAAAUGCAACCUUUACCCACUUUUAUCCAUUCAGAAUGCUGCUGCAAAGAUCAUUUACUUAGAUCCUAUCCCAUUUAUACUGCUGUUCACUCUUUUAGUUGUCCAAUCGCUGCUAACCUUUCUGGUGAAAACUGAAACAAAAAAGCCAUUUAAUACAUGGGCCAUUGCUGUGUUUUCUGUUAUUGUCUUUCCCUCCUCAUUGAAUAGUGGGCCUACCAUAGAAUCAUAGAAUAUUAGGGUUG